GAGAAGAGCAGCAGCAACAGCAGGAGUCUGUUGUGGAAGAGACUGUCAACUGAAGAUCUCAUCUGGGAUUUUGCUGUUGUAAUAUUAAUGGACAUCUCUGAUUUACAACAUCCCAUUUGAUCCCUUUAAAUCUGAACCACUCCCAGCAACCCAUUCUCCUCUAAAGCGAAUCAGGCAUAGAGAUGUCUCUCUGUAGAGAACUUUAAGUCGAACUGACAGAUAUGUUUUAAGACAUCCCACAUCCUUUGCCUUACGAAGAAACAACACAAGGUCACAUUAAAAAAUCGACUCCCUACAUGGGAGAGUCCUGCUUCAAUCAAACUGAGGCUUUUAAAGAACAGCCCAUUGACACUGCUGUCUCCCAUCUCCGGCUGACCCUCCGCACUCAACUUUCUGUCAGGAUGAGUGACUCACAGGAAGCGACGUCCCCAGUGGCAGGCAUAGGAGGCCCUGUUGCUUGCGUAUCCAAGGUGGAGCUGCGUGUUUCCUGCAAGUCCCUGCUGGACCGAGAUACGCUCAAUAAGUCUGACCCCUGCGUCAUGCUCAUGGUACAGAACCAAGGUCAAUGGACUGAACUGGACCGCACUGAGGUGAUCAAGAGUAACCUGAAUCCGGUCUUUGCCAAAGUCUUAAUGCUGGACUACUACUUUGAGGAAGUACAGAAACUGCGUUUUGAAGUCUACGACAUUCACGGAACUCACAGUAUUGGAACGCGAGACGACGACUUCCUGGGUGGUGUGGAGUGCACGCUUGGACAGGUGAUGUUUUCCUGUGCAUUUUAUGUAAUAUUGCUAAAAUACACCAUUAUGUUGGCUUUGUCUCAGCUAAUCUCUAUCUUAUUUCCCAAGAUUCACGCAGAAGAGAUUUCUGGGAACAAUGGCUAUUUGGAGCUUUCCUUCUGUGCCAAGAAGUUAGAUGAUAAGGAUCUCUUCAGCAAGUCAGAUCCAUUCUUGGAGAUUUACCGGAUCAAUGAUGAUGGAACAGAACAGCUCGUACACAGAACUGAAGUGAUUAAAAACAAUCUGAACCCUGUGUGGGAACCCUUUAAGGUGUCUCUCAUUUCCCUGUGCAGCUGUGACGACGAAAGGAAGUUGAAGUGCUUAGUCUGGGACUAUGACUCGAGGGGAAAGCAUGACUUCAUUGGCGAAUUCUACACUAAUUUCAAAGAAAUGCAGAAGAUUUCCUCAGGAAACAAGGUCACAUGGGACUGCAUCAAUCCAAAAUACAAACUGAAGAAGAAGAACUACAAGAACUCUGGGUUGGUUAUUCUCAGCGAUCUCAAGCUUCACAGAGUCUAUUCCUUCCUGGACUACAUCAUGGGAGGCUGCCAAAUACACUUCACAGUUGCCAUUGACUUCACGGCGUCCAAUGGGGACCCUCGCAAUAGCUGUUCCCUGCACUACAUCAACCCAUAUCAGCCGAAUGAGUAUCUGAAAGCCUUGAUAGCUGUGGGGGAGAUCUGCCAGGAUUAUGACAGUGACAAACGAUUCUCUGCUUUGGGCUUCGGGGCAAGAAUUCCACCUAAUUAUGAGGUGUCUCAUGACUUUGCCAUAAAUUUCAACCUGGAGGAUGAUGAAUGUGAAGAGAUCCAGGGGGUUGUGGAAGCCUACCAAAACUGCCUGCCAAAGAUCCAGCUCUACGGUCCCACUAAUGCGGCUCCCAUCAUCAACAGAAUAGCUAAGCAAGCGGCUGGGAAAGAACCCAUCAAAGAUGCUUCUCUGUAUCAUAUCCUGCUGAUCCUCACAGACGGGGUGGUAACAGACAUGGCCGAUACACGGGAGGCCAUUGUUCGGGCCUCCUACCAGCCAAUGUCCAUCAUAAUAGUGGGAGUGGGAAACGCCGACUUCACAGACAUGCAGAUCCUUGAUGGGGAUGAUGGAGUCCUGCGCUCACCCAAAGGGGAACCCGUCUUGAGGGACAUCGUCCAGUUUGUGCCCUUCAGAGACUUUAAAACGGCUUCACCAGCUGCACUGGCAAAGUGUGUCCUAGCGGAGGUGCCUAAACAGGUAGUGGAGUACUUCAGUCACAAGGCCAUACCGCCGAUGAACCCAGUGCUGAAUUCAACCCCCAGCUCCAUCGCCAACACACCUGAAUAGCACUCAACCUGAGGUCCAGUCCAGCCCUGAACACCUCCACAGUACUGAAACAGAUGAGAGCUGGAACUGGGCUGCUGUGCAACAACAUAAAGUAUACACUGUCAUCCUGACUAAAUUUUGUUCAUUCAUAAGCUGUUCAAACAUGACUGACGGUUUGGAUCAUGGUCUCCGAUCUUGCCCUUGACACCAUUACUGCUCUCCCAGCAUGCAAACCGGAGUCAUUUUCGCCUCUGCUUCGGCGUAAGAGCAGACAAUACAUUGAAUUCCCAUCAGGACCAGGCCUUCUGAUCCCUGCUGACUCUUUUCAACCUCGCAAGGCCACUUCUGCUUUCUAAUGUUUUGUAUGCCCUUCAGAGCUUUCGAAGAC
Messenger RNA from Sinocyclocheilus anshuiensis, 2463 nucleotides. RefSeq names its product copine-7-like. Gene Ontology annotation, molecular function: calcium-dependent phospholipid binding. The coding region runs from base 297 to 2096 and encodes 599 amino acids. Gene Ontology annotation, biological process: cellular response to calcium ion. The transcript is spliced from 15 exons. Gene Ontology annotation, cellular component: plasma membrane. The record is from RefSeq and is a predicted model, not a curated record. NCBI's taxonomy places the organism in Eukaryota, Metazoa, Chordata, Actinopteri, Cypriniformes, Cyprinidae.